Messenger RNA from Tetrahymena thermophila SB210, 2967 nucleotides. Its product is annotated as H-type lectin domain protein. Gene Ontology annotation, biological process: cell adhesion. NCBI's taxonomy places the organism in Eukaryota, Ciliophora, Oligohymenophorea, Hymenostomatida, Tetrahymenidae. The transcript has a single exon. Gene Ontology annotation, molecular function: carbohydrate binding. The record is from RefSeq and is a predicted model, not a curated record.
AUGAAAAAACUAUCAAAGUUAAGCAAUAUAAUAGUCUUAUUUUGUUUUAUUUAUCAUACUUAAUGUCAAGGGGAUCUAUAUAUUAAUGAUUUGUCUAUUGUUGCAAACCCAUAUUUAGUUUAUUGGAAUGAUAAAAGUAUUGGCUCUCUUGAUGAUUAAGAAAAAUAAAUUUCUAUACCACUAAAUAAAUAAUUUAAUUAACCUCUAGAUAUUCUGUUAUCAUUAACAUGGCAAGAUUACUAAAAUAGUUAAUAUAAUGGUGUUUCAGUUUAAAUACAAUCAAUAACAAAAUCAGAUGUGACAAUAAAAAUAUAAAAAUAAUAAAAUUCUAACACAAUAAAUACUAUUAAGGUAGCUAUACUUGCUUUUGAAAAGGAUUCUUCAAUAUUAGUAAAUUAAAUCAAAAUUGAUAUUUUAAAAGAAAAUUUUACAUUGAAUGGUGAUGGCUCUUUUAGUUAUAAUUACCAAGACUUAUAUAAAUUACCCAAAAUAGAAAAUUCAAAAAGAAUCCUUAAAUGCUUCAUCACAGGUUACUUUUAAUAGUUUACAGAUAAAUCCUAUAAUUUAAAUGGAUCCAGAGUAAGUAUAUUUUUAAAUCCUUUGGAAGAUGAUUUGUCUGAUAAAUAUACUAUCUAAAUAUUAACUUUUGAUUAAUUAAACUCCUUAAAAAGUUUGUAAUUUAAUUGUCUUGAAUUUUAUGAGUACGAUAAAACUGAUAAUAUUUACAGUUAUGUAUAUUUUUAAGAUGACAUUUCAUAGAUAAAAACUAAGUCAGGUGAUAUUUUAUAUGAUCAACCUCAAAAAGAUAGUCAAGAUUGUAUAUAAGCCUCUUCAAUUAAUUUACCAAAUUUAUCUUCUAAUCAAUAAAAAGACCAGAUUUUUGUUGGGUUAGGAGGAUUUGAUGUUGAUUAAAAACUUACAGAAACAAAAGUUAGACAUGAGAUUAUUGAUUACACAUCAAACAAAUUAAAUUUUAAGUAUGUGACUUGGAAUAAAGAUAUAGUAUAUGGCAUUAAAACUACUGCCAUAAUGAUUGUAUAUAAAAAAUGUAAAGCUAGUUAAAUUCAAAAUUCUUUUACCAAAUAAUGUGUUAUAUAAUGUGAAGACGAGUACUUUACAAUUACUUAUUUGGAUAUUAAAGUAUGUUAUAAGUGCGAUUCAACUUAUAAAACUAGUAGCGAUUCAGAAAAAUAAUGUGUAUCUUGUUCAAAUACUUUAUUUUUAUAUAAAAAUGACUGUGUUAGCAAAAAACCAGAUCCAGCAUUUUGUGACUCUUCAAAUAGAUGCCAAGAUUGUUUGGUUAAAGAUUGUAUAAAAUGCUCUUAAAGCGCUAAUUAAUGCGAUUAAUGCAAGUAAAAAUCAUUUCUAUACAAUAAUUAAUGCUAUGACUAAUAACCAGAUGUGACUUAUUGUGAUAGUAGUAAUAUUUGUCAAUAAUGCAACGCCAAAGACUGUAAGAAAUGUGAUAAUAAUCUUAGUUCUUGCUAAGUAUGCUUGCCAAAUUUUUACCUAUUUUAAAAAAAUUGUUUUAAUUAAUAACCAAAUCAAACAUAUUGUGAUUAAUUCAAAGUAUGUAAUAUUUGUAAAAAUGUUAAUUGUAAAUUUUGUGACUAAAGUGAUAAAUGCAUAGCCUGCAACGAAAAUUAGUACUUAUUUAAUGAUGAUUGCCUUAAAAACAAACCAAAUAAUAGUUAUUGUGAUGGCUAAAAUAUAUGUAAAAAAUGUAAUAAAAGUGACUGCUAAGAUUGUGAUAUCUCAUUAGAUAAUUGUAUAAACUGUCCUUAAAAUUAUCUCUUAGAAAAUAGAUGCUAUCCAAAUUAGCAAGAUAAAACAUUUUGUGAUUAAAAAAAAACAUGUUAAAAAUGCAUUAACUAAAAUUGCAAAUACUGCUAGUCUGAUUUUUAAUCUUGCAAUAAAUGCAAUGAUAACUAAUUUUUAUUUAAUAAUAAUUGUUUUGCCGAUUAGCCUUAAAAUACUUUUUGUGAUGAAUAAAGAAUAUGUUAAAAAUGUCAAAACACCAAAUGCUAAAUUUGUUUUUCAGAUUUACUUAAUUGUAAAACGUGCCCUAAAGACCAAUACUUAUUUAAAGACGAUUGCUUUUCUUCAGCUCCAGAAGGCACUUAUUGUUAAGCUGAUAAAACAUGCACAGAAUGUGAAGUAAAAAAAUGUUAGAUUUGUGACUAAUCAUUCAAAAUAUGUUUGAAAUGUAAUUUAGAUUAAUUUAUUUUAGAUGGAAAGUGUUAUGACUAAUAACCAGAUGGAACUUACUGUAAUUUAGUGAGCAAAACAUGUAGUCUUUGCAAAUCCUAAAACUGUAAAAUUUGUGAUUAGUAUCUAAAUGAUUGUAAUUAAUGUGAAAAUGGUAAAUAUCUUUACGAUAAAAGAUGUUUAAAUACUAGACCAGAUAAUACUUACUGCGAUUCUAAUAAUAUUUGUUAAGUAUGUAAAGACACUUUAUGCUAAGAAUGCGAUGUAUCUUUACAAACUUGUUUAAAAUGUCUAGAUAAAAAAUACCUUUUUGAGCUAAAAUGCUAUGAUGCUUAGCCUGAAUAAACUUAUUGCAUCAAAGACGAAUAUAAUUGUAAAAAAUGCAUUAAUUUAGAUUGCAAGUUUUGUAGUAGCGACUAAACCUCUUGCACAGAAUGUUAGCCAAAUUAAUAUUUAUUUAAAUAAAAUUGCUUUUAGAACUAUCCAGACAAUUCUUUUUGUAAUUAAAAUAAUUAAUGUUUAUAAUGUACAUAGCAGUAUUGCAAAAGAUGUUAUUAAGAUCUAAGUAUUUGUGAAAUAUGUUAUGAAAAAUACUAUCACUUUGAGGGGUCUUGUAAAGAAAACUAACCAGACAGAUCAUACUGCUAAUAAGAAAAUAAAAUAUGUCUGAAAUGCUUGAAUAAUAGUUGUCAAGAAUGUUAUUAAGAUUUAAAAUAGUGCUCUAAAUGUCGUUAGGGGUACUUUAUUAUUAGAAAAUGA